CUAAUAUAUUUUGGUAAUUUUGUAAUAGAACGUGAGAAAAAAACCUUUAACACUCUGCAACUUGUUGUGCUGGCGAAUUCAACGUUUUCGGAGAAAAAUCAAUAGACGACUAUACAGAUAACGAAACAAAAUAAUGUUGCUGCAGUUAAAAGGUUCUAACAAUAUGUCUGGCAAAUUUCUUUGUUUGCUUAUGGCUUUAACAGCUGGCCAAAGUGUUUUGGCUUAUGCACCCAUUUCCAAGGAAAGUAUUUUUGCUGAUGUACUGUUGACCGAGCUGCUCAAUCGCAUGGACAAGGAUAACGAUCCUCUAAGCAAUUAUUUUGAUAUGGAUGCUGAUUUGCCUAAAGGUUUAGACAUGGUGUCACGCUCUUCCAGUCAAAAUAUACCCGAGGAUUAUGAAUAUCGCAAUGUAUUCCCUGGCGGUCCAAAUCCCUCUAUACGCGAUCAAGAAUUUUUGCAACACAGCUCGUUGUGGGGUCAUCAGUAUGUAUCGGGUGGCAUGGGCGAGGCACCCAAUCAUUUCCCCACCCUCAUUAAAACCGAUGCCAGUUUGCCAGCCUACUGUAAUCCACCCAAUCCCUGUCCCUUUGGUUAUGAAGAAGAUGAAGGCUGUAUUUCGAAAUUUGAAAAUACUGCUCUCUUCAGUCGGGAAUACCAAGCCGCCCAAGAUUGCACCUGUGACAGUGAACAUAUGUUUGAUUGCGCUGGUCAGGACACCAGUUCUGGCAAUAGUGAAAUGGCUUCGACUAUGGAAAAAUUCCUAAUGCAUCAAUUUCAAAAUGACAAUGGCAUAGACAGUUCCAAUGCUCCCGUUAAGAAGCUAUAUGGUCUUUCUGCUGCUCCGGCUGCUGUAAAUCCUUAUUUGGAAGGCGAUAAACUACCCAUUGCAGCCAAAAAAGGCAAUCAUGUUAAAGUUUAAGCUAACCAUAGAUGGGAAUUUGUUUGUCAAAAUUAUAAAUAUCGCUUUGCCCCGCUAGAAAACAAAAACGGAAGUGUUGAAAUUUUUUUUUAGUUUAAAAAUCAAUAUUGUAUAUAUGAAAUGUUUGUGUAGUUGUUUAGUAUUUCAAACAUAUUUUAUGUAUAUUCAAUAACUUCCCUACACUCCCCCCUUUGUUUUUCACCCAUACCAACUAUCCAAAACCAGUACUUAUACGCCCUCUCCUAGAAAAGUAUUAGCACCAAAAAAAACAUAUUAAAGGAAUAAAUGCAUACAUAUCCUAAACGAUUGUAUGUAUUGUAUAUUGUAAAUGUAUUUAUUUUAUUAUUAGAAGAAAUAUAUUUUAAUUUUAGUUGAAUUUUAAUCAAAAAA
Messenger RNA from Lucilia sericata (common green bottle fly), 1309 nucleotides. RefSeq lists its product as uncharacterized. Gene Ontology annotation, biological process: regulation of hormone secretion; neuropeptide signaling pathway. Lineage: Eukaryota; Metazoa; Arthropoda; Insecta; Diptera; Calliphoridae. Gene Ontology annotation, molecular function: enzyme regulator activity. Bases 134 to 919 code for a protein of 261 amino acids. The transcript has 2 exons. The record is from RefSeq and is a predicted model, not a curated record. Gene Ontology annotation, cellular component: secretory granule.